Colletes gigas is the source of this 12332-nucleotide messenger RNA. It is a transcript of the gene Dhc16F, whose product is annotated as dynein axonemal heavy chain 6. The transcript is spliced from 61 exons. The record is from RefSeq and is a predicted model, not a curated record. Lineage: Eukaryota; Metazoa; Arthropoda; Insecta; Hymenoptera; Colletidae. Gene Ontology annotation, molecular function: ATP hydrolysis activity; ATP binding; minus-end-directed microtubule motor activity. Gene Ontology annotation, biological process: microtubule-based movement. Gene Ontology annotation, cellular component: dynein complex. The coding region runs from base 1 to 12240 and encodes 4079 amino acids.
AUGGAUAAAAAUAAAAGGCACAAAGCAAGCGAAGACAGUUCUGACCGGGUUUCCGGAUAUGGAGAAUCGAACAGGAGUUCAGAAUCGUUUGAUGUGCUUGAUGCAGCUCCUUCGCAUAAUUUGAUAUCCAGAUUGUGUCAGAAACCUCACGGUCACAAAAAAAAAAAAGACGAGAUACCUUUUUUUAUACCGCACAAGAAGUUACUCGAGAAAAUCGAGCACAAACCGGAAAUUCGUGAACCGCUGACCGGAUUCGGCGAUCAGCAAGAAAAAAUUAGAAGAGAAAUAUGCAAACCAUACAUUGUACCAGUGUUGACGGAAAAAGUGGAUAAGGUAUCAACGAAAGACGUUGCUGCGCGAAAAAUAAAAUCACAUAUUAAACUAACGGCAGGGACAGAUUUUGAUGCACCUCAGUUUGUCGAUCAGCUGGAGCUGAUCCAACGACUACGAGACGAUCCGAAAAUCGGAUUUUUCUACAUGAUCUACGCGGUAAAACGAUCUUCAAAGUAUUUCACUCCUUACGCUUUAAAAGUCGUUCCUUACGAAAACGUAGGCGAUACUUACAUGACUAUCAGUGCUAGCGGUGUGACUAAAUACGGCCCCGACGAAAUGAGUUUCACUCCGAUCGAACAGUGGGAAAGGGAAUACAUUUUUUACUUAAAAUUAAUGAAGAUAAAGACGUUCGCUCUGUUUCGAAAGUGGAAGACUUUCUAUGUCUGGAGGAAGUCGGUCACUCGCAGGAAGUUCGUGAACGCGAGGAAUUAUUUGAAAGAAAAUCUUUUCAUAUCGGACCCGAUCCUCAGCAAGGCUCUGUUAGAAAUUAAGUCGAUGUGCUCGAUUUUUCUCGAUUCGAGCUUCUUCAACGACACCGUGAUCGAGGAGCUGUUACUUUUUUAUUUUGUAGAAAAACAGUUCGCUAAGUUGGAGUUAAUGAGAAGUAAAUUGGACGAGUUUAGAAAUUUGGCAUUAGAUAUUGUUAAUAAUGCCUGCUUGGGUGCGCUAUUGCAAGCUGGAUACACGCCAGACGAUUCCAAUAUAACUAUAGAACAAACUGCCUAUGGAAAACUUGGCGAAUUUGGAACCGUUAAAUUCAAAAUGCCGAAAGAUGGUAUUCUAAAAAUGAGUUACAUCGAACAGGCACGAAAAAGAGAAAAAUGUUACAGACUUUCUUGCUUCAUUCAUCUGAUCGAUUACAUGCAAACGAACAUGAUGCAUGGUCUCCUGUUAAACGCUUACGUAGAGUUUAUAGAAGCCUUGAAGAUUCAUACCGAAUUUUUACCGAACAAUGAUUUAAUCGAUAACGAUGUAAUAGAUCUUCCGUUGAAAGAAAAUCGACCCUCGUCGCAUCGCAUUCAGUCGCCAUACUUCGACGUAGAUUUACUGAUUCUACCUUCCGGAGAGAUCGCCAUGGACCCUAGCGAAGAUAUUUUCCGUUUCGUUAUAAAAACCAUCCGGAUCAUGUGGGAGGAGAAUAUAUUCGCCAUAAAACCUCUUCUAUCCGAUCCCUUCUUUCACUCUUUCACCAGGCCUAUGAUAAAUCAUAAAAUAGAAGAUCGCAUUUGCGGCCAUCCCCCGGAGAUUCAGGAAGUCCUGAGGCAAGAUCCGAUCACGAAAACGUUAAAAUCCAAUUUGGAGGUGCUCCUCGAUCAAAAUUUCGACGCGGUGAAACGUUACCGUCGCCGUUUCGAGGAAAUUCGACGGUUCUAUAUCGAGACCACGACAUUCGAUGAAAAUAUCAUUCGCGACAAUCGGGAUUGCAAAUUAUUCCGCGAGUGGAGCAUCCGUUACAAAGACGAAGUGGAUCUAAUCGGUAAUGUGAUCGAUUCCCAGCCACUGGGCAUCUUUUUUGUUCAGCUCGAGCGAUUCAAGGUUGCCGCUCAAGAAGCUCCCAGAGGGAAGAUAGGAGUUAUCGAAGCUGUUAUGCCUGGGCUAGGAAAAGAGAGAGUGGACUCUUUGUUAACGGAAGCGAUCGACGCUAUUAAUUAUCUGGAAAUCGAUCCCGUGACGACAGAAGAGUAUGCAGCGUAUAUCAAAUUUGUGGACAAAGCUCGUCAGAAUGUGGACGAGAUGGAAGGUCGGUUGGAUUACGUGAAAGAGCUGUACGACACCAUGGAAGAAUUCGCUUUCCCUAUACCAUCGGUGGAUAUGGCAAAUUAUCUGGGGAUCGGGACACAUUUUACCAGUCUACGAUUAGCAGUGGAAAAGAGGCUGGAAGAGAGGCCAAAAUUGAUAAACAGGUUCAACGCCCAGCUUCAGAAGGAUAUCACAGCAUUGAACGAAGAAAUAUCGGAGAUCCAUGACGAGAUUAUGCAACCUUGGCUUUUGGACUACGAGAGCAAUGUGGAUGCUUGCCUAAACACAUUGAAGGAUCUUGGUGAACGAAUAGCUGCCUGCGCAGCUACCACGGAAACGUAUCGUGCUUAUCAAAGGGAAUUUAAGCUCGAGCCGACGAGAUUCGACAUUUUGGACCAAGUAACGAACGAGCUGAGGCUGCGAAACUUGUUGUGGGAGACUCUAACCGAGUGGGAAAACGCGAUUUACGUAUGGUACACCGCCGAUUUCGAUACUUUGGACGUCGAGGACAUCACCUCGUUCACCAUGCGCACGAUGAAGAAUAUUAUUCAAUUGGAGAGAGGUUUGCCGUCGAACAAUAUCGUGCCCGACUUAAAGGAGAACGUGGAACUGAUAAGGAACAAGUUACCGAUCCUUGGAUACCUGAGGAAUCCCGACUUGAGGGAAAGACACUGGGAGAAGAUAGAGAUCAUAUUGAACCACAUCUUCAAGCCCGAUGAGAAGAAAACGUGGACCGAGCUGGAGGCUCUCGGCGCCUUUUUAAAGCCGAAUGAGCUGAUGGAGGUUGCUGCCGCGGCUAGUUCCGAGGCCAAUCUGGAACACAUGCUGAAGAAAGUCAUUGACACGUGGGAGCAUCUGAUAUUUAUCGUGGUGCCCCAUAAAGAAGGAAAGGACAUAUUCAUUCUAGGCAGUUUGGAAGAUAUUCAGACAGCGAUGGACGAAAGUAACAUUAAUUUGCAAACCAUCAUCGCGUCUCGUCACGUGGGGCCCAUUCAAUCUCUGGUCGAGAAAUGGAUCGAGAAGCUUGAUCUGUUCACCGAUACCUUGGAAGCAUGGCAGUAUUUGCAACAACAAUGGUUGUAUCUCGAGGCGAUAUUCUCAGCGCCGGACAUUCAGCGACAACUCCCAUUAGAGGCUAAACUGUUCAUCGAGGUCGACAAGUUUUGGAAGGAUCUCAUGAGACGAACUCACAAGACGCCGUUGGCCAUGCCUACUUGCACUCAACCAGGCUUGCUGGAAUUACUGGAGGAGAACAACAGCAGACUGGACGAAGUGAUGAAGUGCUUGGAAGCUUACCUCGAGACAAAGCGCGUAGCGUUUCCGCGAUUCUUCUUCCUAUCCAACGACGAGCUUUUGGAAAUUUUGGCUCAGACGAAAAAUCCGCACGCCGUGCAAAGACACUUGCAAAAAUGUUUCGACGCGAUAUACAGAUUGGAAUUCGAGGCGAAGGAGAGCAACAUAGGCGAAGUAGAAGAGAUGGUAUUGACCACGAACAUAGUGGCGAUGAUUUCGCCGGAAGGCGAGAGGGUUCCUCUUGGAAAAGGUUUGAGGGCCAGGGGGAACGUCGAGGACUGGCUAGGCCGUGUCGAAGAUGCCAUGUUCACGACCCUGAGGGCAAGAAUGAAACAGGGAAUCGUAGAUUUGCAAGCGAAAGGACGCCAAGAAUUUCUCCCUAUGCAUCCUUCUCAGAUAAUCCUUACCGUCUUUCAAAUAUUUUGGACCGGAAAUAUUCACCACAUCCUGGAAUCUGGCGGUAACGUGCUCGAGACGAUGAAAACGUUUGAGCAGAAAUGUUUCGUGGACUUGGCUGAAUUAGCAGCGAUGGUGAGAGGGGAACUACCGCAAUUGAUACGCGACGUAAUAAUAAAUUUGAUAACGAUAGAUGUUCAUGCCAGAGAUACUGUUACAACUCUGGUCGAAAACCAAGUAACAACCAGCACGAGUUUCGACUGGACGAAAGCGUUGCGGUAUUAUUGGGACAACGAAAUUGACAAUUGCGUGGCACGUAUGAGCAACGCCAAGUAUCUUUACGGAUACGAAUACCUCGGUGCUCAGAAGAGACUCGUUAUAACGCCCCUUACCGAUAGAUGUUACUUGUGUCUCAUGGGAGCGCUACAGCUGGAUCUAGGCGGUGCUCCAGCGGGCCCAGCUGGAACUGGGAAAACAGAAACGACAAAGGAUCUGGCUAAAGCAGCUGCAGUUCAAUGCGUUGUGUUCAAUUGUUCGGAAGGACUCGAUUACAGAAUGAUGGGCAGGUUUUUCUCUGGUCUUGCGACUUCCGGUGCCUGGUGCUGCUUCGAUGAAUUUAACAGGAUAGACAUCGAAGUGCUAUCCGUGAUAGCUCAACAACUGAUUACUAUCAGAAACGCCAAACUUAUUAGAGCCAAAGAAUUUAUGUUCGAAGGCCGAAUAAUAAAGCUCGUGAUGUCCUGUGCUACGUUUGUCACUAUGAAUCCCGGUUAUGCAGGUCGCACGGAACUGCCGGAUAAUUUAAAAGCGCUCUUCCGGCCGUUUGCUAUGAUGGUUCCGGAUUACAAACUUAUCGCCGAAGUCACUUUAUAUUCGGAAGGAUUCGAAUCGUCGAAGCCAUUGUCGCAGAAGAUGACGCUCAUGUACACUCUUAGUAGCGAACAACUUUCCCAACAAGAUCAUUACGAUUUCGGAAUGAGAGCUGUGAAGAGCGUGUUGGUAAUGGCUGGCACCCUGAAACGGAACAAUCCUGAUAAGCCGGAGGACGUUGUUCUGAUCAGAGCUCUGCGCGAGAGCAAUAUACCGAAGUUCUUGCGCGAGGACGCUGAACUCUUCGAGGGUAUCGUAGGAGAUCUUUUCCCAGGAAUUGUCAUCCCCGAGGAGGACUACGGCGUUUUGGAAGAAACGGCUAUCGCGGUACUGAAAGAAGCUAACUUGCAACCAGAAUACUGCACCUUGAAGAAAGCUAUUCAGCUCCACGAGUGUUUGCAAGUGAGACACGGAGUGAUGUUAGUUGGGCCCACUGGCUCCGGAAAGACCACGGUUCUUCGAACUCUCGGAAACACGUACAACAAACUCCAUAAGAUGGGUGUAGCUGGAUCGGUGUAUAAACCGGUUCACACGUACAUAAUCAAUCCAAAAGCGAUCACGAUGGGUGAACUGUACGGACACGUGGACAUGAUGACCAACGAGUGGCACGAUGGACUGAUCGGUUUCACCGUUCGUCACGCCUGUUCCUCUGACACGGAGGAUCAUCAGUGGAUCAUUUGCGACGGGCCCGUCGACGCUAUAUGGAUCGAAAACCUGAACACCGUCUUAGACGACAACAAAAUGCUGUGCUUGGCCAAUUCAGAGAGGAUCAAAUUCACCCCGUACAUGCGAAUGCUUUUCGAAGUCAUGGAUCUAGCGCAGGCGUCACCUGCUACUGUUAGUCGUUGCGGAAUGGUAUACGUGGACCCUGCGGAGCUGAAGUGGAUGCCAUACGUGAAGACGUGGAUAACUACUCUUCCCGAAGCGACCGUCAAAGACGAGCAUCGGGAGUUGCUUAUCAAUCUUUUCGAAAAUUAUUUCGAGGAAGGCCUGCUCUAUUGCACUAGAAAUUGCGACUAUCCUAUUUCUCAGGUCGACAUCAGCAAGGCGAGUAUGACGUGUGCAAUAUUAGAGAGUAUCUUGAACGAGCCAGACGCCAUAGAGAAAACCGUGGACAAGGCACGGAUUAGAACGUUUUUGACUCAACUAUUCGUUUUCGCUUAUCUUUGGGCAGUCGGUGGCAACGUGGUCGAUUCCUCCCGGAACGACUUCGAAUCCUUCGUGCGGGAACAGUUCGAAGAGAACGAAGACGCACUUUUGCCGUCGAUAGAUUUAUGGAAUGUGUACGUGAACGUUCCGAAUCAUCGUUUGGACGUUUGGACGGACAUUAUGCCAGAAUUCGUAUACGACAGCGAAAUGCCAUUUUUCGACAUCCUCGUUCCAACAGUCGACACGGUACGAUUUGGUUACAUGAUGAAGAAGUUGGUGGAGAUCAAUAAACCGGUACUUUUCACUGGCGACACCGGAGUUGGAAAGUCUGUGAUAACGAAGGUAGUGUUGAACGGUUUGGAAGACACUCAGCUUUGGGUACCCGUCACCCUAAUCUUUUCCGCCCAAACGAGCAGCGGUCGGACGCAAGAGAUUCUGGAACUGAAACUGGAAAGGAGAAAGAGGACCGUUUUAGGGGCUCCCAUAGGAAAACGAGUCUGCGUGUUCGUCGACGACGUUAAUAUGCCUAAACUGGAUACCUACGGGUCUCAACCGCCCAUCGAACUUUUACGCCAGCUGUUAGACUUUCGAGGGAUGUACGAUCGAGAGAAGCUACACUGGAACGACGUGGAAGACGUUGUGUUCGCUGCGGCGUGUGCCCCCCCAGGAGGCGGUAGGAACCCUCUGACGCCAAGAUUCGUCAGACACUUCGCGAUGUUUCUCAUUCCAGCGCCCACCGAAUUGUCUUUGAAAGGGAUCUUCAAGGCAAUUAUUACCGGUUUCCUGGACGAAUUCGUGGACUCCGUGAAGCAGGUGGGGGACAAAAUAGUGAACGCGACGGUGGACGUCUAUCGAAGAAUCGCGGAUGACCUGCUCCCGACUCCGGAAAAGAGCCAUUACAUUUUCAAUCUGCGCGAUCUGUCGAAGUGCGUGCAGGGGAUCAUGCAAGUGGACGCCGCGGUCAUUAGGCAGCCUCAAGAAAUGUACAGGCUUUUUUAUCACGAAUGCCUUCGAGUCUUCCACGAUCGACUGAUCAAUGUAGAGGACAAGAGCUAUUUCUACAAGCUUCUAAAUAACAUUUGCGCUAGCACGUUUGGUAUCGAAGUGGUGAGACUCCCGGAUGAAGACAUCAUUGAGAAACCACCGAUACUGUUAUUUGGAGACUUCAUGGCUUUCGGAGCGGCGCGAGAACAGAGGAUUUACGAAGAACUUACAGACAUUAUGAAAGUUAAGAGGACUCUGGAGGAUUACUUGGAAGAUUAUCGAUUCUCCGUCGGGAAAGACAUGCAAAUAAUUUUCUUCAUGGACGCCAUAGAGCACGUUUGCAGGCUCGCGAGAAUACUUCGAUCCGAAAGAGGCAACGGUCUUCUAGUUGGCGUCGGUGGAAUGGGGAAGCAAAGUCUAACGAAACUGGCGUCUCACCUGAAUGGUUACAAGUGUUAUCAGAUUGAAGUGACGCGCACGUACGAUAGAAACUCCUGGCACGAAGAUCUCCGACGUUUUUACUUCGAACCGGGCGCCAAUGCCCAGCACACGACAUUUUUAUUCACGGAUAAUCAAAUCGUACUCGAGGAGUUUUUGGAAGAUAUCAACAACACGCUUAACACGGGCGAGGUGCCGAAUUUGUACGAAACGGAUGAGCUCGAAAAAGUUAUCAUAGCAACCAGACCCGCGGCGAAAGCAACAGGAAUCAGCGAGGGGAACAGAGAUGCAAUUUAUCAGUUCUUCAUCGGAAGAGUUAGGAAUCAACUUCAUCUAAUGAUUUGUAUGAGCCCUAUAGGCGAUGCUUUUAGACAUCGUUGUCGCAUGUUUCCGUCGCUGGUGAAUUGUUGUACGAUCGAUUGGUUUACGAAAUGGCCGAACGACGCUCUCCUUUCGGUAGCAGAAAACACACUGACUGCAAUCGUCCCGACCGAUUCGGAGAAGCUUGCUAGUCUCAGUUCCAUCUGUGUCUUAAUCCACGAGACCGUGGAAGAGACGACCGCGCGAUUUUUCGUGGAAAUGCGUAGAAGGUAUUAUACCACGCCGAGCAGUUACUUGGAACUUUUGAAACUGUUCCGGACCACUCUCGAGAAGAGGAAGAAAGAAAUAGAGUCGUUGAAAAGUAAAAUCGUAAACGGUCUCAAUAAACUUCUCGAGACCAACAAGAUCGUGGCUGUAAUGAAGGAACACUUAGUGGUCCUUGCUCCGAAGCUGAAAGCAAGCACGGACGAAGUAUCGAAACUAGUGAAAAUGCUCGCCAAGCAACAAUUGGAAUGCGACAAAGCAAAGCAUCUAGUGACCGCUGAAGAAGCAGUAGCAAAAUUGAAAGCUGACGAAACGGCGGUUUUGGAAGCUGACGCCAGACAGGACUUGGAGGCGGCGAUGCCAGCUCUGCUGGAGGCUCAGAAGGCGUUGGAGGCUUUGAAUAAAAGCGACAUCAACGAGAUACGCGUCUUCAACCAGCCACCUCACUUGGUACGCUUCGUCAUGGAGGCGGUGAAUUUACUUCUGGGCGAAAAAACUGAUUGGCCAACCGCCAAGCUGGUCCUCGGCGACAUGCGUUUCCUCGACCGCUUAAUCGCCUAUCCUAAAGACGACAUAUCCGAUAAGCUUCUGCAGAAAUUGCAAGAAUACGUGAAACAUCCGGAAUUCCGACCGGAUCUGGUGGCCAGACAAAGCAAAGCUUGCAGGUCGUUGUGCAUCUGGGUGAGAGCGAUGGACGGAUACGCCAAGAUUUACAGAGUCGUCGAACCGAAACGUCAGAGAUUAAACCUAGCCGAAGAAGAGCUGCGAGCGAUCGAAGAGGUGCUUGCCCUCAAGCAGCAAGAGCUAGCCGCGUUGGAAAGCAAAAUCGAAGAUUUGCAGAAGCAAUACGACGUGGCGGUGAACAAUUUGAACAAGCUAGAGUCCGAAAUGGAGCUGGUGGAAGCGAGGCUGAACAGAUCCGGUCGACUAACGUCCGCGUUGGUCGACGAGCGGAUCCGAUGGGAGGAAAUGACUCGCGGAUUCGAUAAUCAAAUGAUCAAUCUAACCGGCGACACGCUGGUCGCUGCAGGCGCCCUUGCCUAUCUGGGCGCGUUCACCAACGAAUACAGGGAGGAACUGGUACAAAUUUGGCUAUCCAGUUGCAAGGAUUAUCGUAUAAAAACCACCGAGAAUUAUAGCCUGAUCGCGAUAUUGGCCGACCCUUACGAAAUUCGUCUUUGGAACACCUACGGUUUACCGAGGGACAAAGUCAGCACAGAAAAUGCCAUCUUCGUAACGCAAUCUAUUCGUUGGCCAUUAAUGAUCGAUCCUCAAGAACAGGCGAAUAGAUGGAUACGAAACAUGGAACAGGACAAUAACUUGAAGAUAUGCAAACUGACCGACGCGAAUUUUACGAGGAUAUUGGAGACGUCUAUAAGACUCGGAACACCCGUGUUGCUUCAAGAAGUGGGAGAAGUAUUGGAUCCAAGUCUGGAGCCCAUUUUACUUAAGCAAAUUUUCAUCCUGGGCGGUAGACUGCUGAUACGUUUCGGCGACACGGACGUCGAGUAUGAUUCUAAUUUCAGAUUGUACAUCACGACAAAAAUCGCGAACCCUCAUUACUUGCCAGAGGUCUGUAUCAAAGUGACAAUAGUGAAUUUCACCGUAACCAUGGGGGGCCUCGAGGAGCAAUUGCUGGCGGACGUGGUACGCCUCGAGAAACCGGAACUCGAAACGAUGAGGAACGAUUUGAUUACGAAAAUCAACGCGGACAGGGGUCAGUUACAGAGCAUAGAAGACAGAAUAUUGACGUUGUUGUACAGCUCAGGUGGCGAUAUUCUGGACAACGAAGAUCUCAUAGAAACCCUGAACGACAGUAAAGAAACUUCAGCGAUCAUCGCGACGAGAUUGAUCGAGAGCGAGGCGACCGAAGAGAAAAUAUCGGAGGCACGCGAGGAAUAUCGAUCGGUCGCGCAUCGUGGAUCCGUUCUCUACUUCGUUGUUGCAAAUCUUGCAAAUAUAGAUACCAUGUAUCAAUAUUCAUUAAAGUAUUUCAAUCAGGUGUUUAAUACAGUGAUCGAAACAACCGAGAAAGACGAGGAUCUAGGGCAACGUUUAAAAACAUUGCUCAUUGAAAUAACGUUAGCGAUCUACACAAACGUUUCGCGAGGUUUGUUUGAAAAGCACAAACUGAUUUUCAGUUUUAUGUUGAACAUUGCGAUAGACAUGAACGCUGGUACUAUAUCUCACAUGCAAUGGAACUUUAUGCUACGAGGGGCUACGAGAAUCAGCGUAGGAGAUGUACCGGAUCAUCCGACCGUAACGACUCAAAUGUGGAUAUUAGUGAACUAUUUGCAUCGCACAUUCAAAAGCUUCAACAACAUUUUGGAGGAUGUAUUUAAGAGAAUUACAAUAACUCUUGGAUAUUUCCAAGAAGUAAUAAAUAUAAUUCCCACAAACACAGCCAACGCCACACAUAACUGGAACAAAUUAUUAACCGAUAUAGAAAAGUUGAUGUUGUUGAAAGCUCUGAAAGAGAGUCAGCUAAUUUUUGCAAUCACAGCUUUCGUGUCGAAGAAUCUCGGGCAGAAAUUCGUGGAAUCGCCUAUGGCGGCAUUGCAUUUAUUGUUUACAGACACGUCGAACAAAAUACCACUGGUGUUCAUACUCACGACGGGAUCUGACCCCUUCAGCGGUUUCCAGAGAUUCGCAAACGAUAUGGGGUUCGCCGACAGGUACGAUUCUAUCUCUCUGGGUCAAGGUCAAGGACCUGUUGCGGAAGGUCACAUAUGGACGGGCACCGCGGAGGGCAGAUGGGUGUUUCUGCAAAACUGCCACCUGGCCACCUCGUGGAUGGUAAAAAUGGAGCAAAUCGUGUUGGAAAUCAGCGAAGAAUCAGAGGGACUCGUACACGUCGAUUUCCGAUUGUUUUUGAGCUCGAUGCCCAGCGUCGCAUUUCCGGUUUCCGUUCUUCAGAAUUCCGUGAAAGUUACCAACGAACCGCCAAAAGGUCUGAAAGCAAACAUCAAGAGAGCAUUGUACGAUUUGGAGGACGAUUAUUUCGAGCAACAUUUUUUGGGGGACAGCUGGCGCAGAAUUAUAUUCGGCGUUUGCUUCUUUCACGCAAUCAUCCAGGAACGGAAAAAGUUCGGGCCAUUGGGCUGGAAUAUAUUCUACGAAUUUAACGACAGCGAUCGAGAGUGCUGUUUAUUGAAUCUAAAAUUGUUUUGUGUGCACGAGCACAUACCUUGGAACGCAUUGAUAUAUACCACAGGUGAGAUCACUUAUGGAGGCAGAGUCACGGACAAUUGGGACUUGAGGUGCAUGAAAACCAUCCUAGAUAUAUUCUUCUCUCCUAAAACUUUGGAUACCGAAUACGUUUACUCACCGUCGGGGAAAUAUUACUGUCCCGCUCUCGAAACUCUGCAAGAGUAUAAAGAUUUCGUGGAAACUUUUCCAAUUAUCGACGACCCGGAGGUCUUCGGAAUGCACGAAAAUGCGAACAUUGCUUAUCAAUUAAAAGAGGCGCAAUUUAUCGUGAACACGAUUUUGGAAGUACAACCAAAAGAGUCCGCUGCCGAGGAAGGUAAAUCUAGCUCGGAUAUAGCGUACGAAAUUGCAGAUAUGAUCCUGACUAGAAUUCAGCUCAAAAUAGAUCCCACGAAAUGUAACCCCGAUCACUUGAUUAGGGACACGAUGGGGAGACUUCCAUCUCUGACUACAGUCCUCGUUCACGAAGUCGACAGAUAUAAUAUAUUGCUAAAGAAAAUACACUUGUCGAUAGAAAAUUUACACCGAGCCAUCAAAGGUUUCGUCGUUAUGUCCGAGGAAUUGGAAAAUGUCGUUACAGCACUAGUCAAUAAUCAGGUACCGCAAAUGUGGCAUAACGUGAACGUUUAUCCUUCAUUGAAAACCCUGGGAAGUUGGAUAAGGAACUUAGAACUUAGGAUCGAUUUUAUUCAAACCUGGUUCGUCGAUACAAAACCCACCUCUUUCUGGAUUUCCGGUUUGUCGUUUCCGCAAGGAUUUCUAACUGGUAUGAUGCAAACGUGUGCACGAAAAUAUAAUACUCCUAUCGAUCACUUGAAGUUGGAUUUUAUUAUCACCAAAGUAAUGCUCGAUCAGGAAGAAAUCGAAGAAGAACAUAGAAAAUUAGAACACGAGGUACCGGAAAUAUAUAAAGAUUUACGAACACCAGAAGAUGGCGUAUUUAUACAUGGACUCUAUAUUGAUGCUGGUAGAUGGGAUUCCGAAUCUAUGGUUUUAGUAGAUGCAAACAUCGGUGAAAUGCAUCCGCCUCUUCCAGUUUUACAUAUAAAUCCAGUAUUAGAAUUACCAAAAGAUGACCCAAGAUAUAUUUGCCCCCUGUAUAAAACAGCUGUAAGAGCAGGUGUAUUGUCUACUACAGGACAUAGUACAAAUUUUGUUGUUCCAGUUUUGCUUCCAUCCACUAAAGAACAAUCAUAUUGGAUUUUGAAGGGAACAGCCCUUCUGAUUGAAAUUAUUAAUUAAGUUCCCCAUGUUUUAACUAAUGUAAUAAUAUUGUUGUAGCAUUUAUGUAAGAUUAUGGGACAGUUUAGAUAUUUUAAUUAACAACUGUUUAA